CCCUAGACGAUUUACCAGACAAUCUUAAUAUAUAAGGACGUUUGCGAGGACUAUUCAAACUCCCUGUAAUAUAGAGCUCAAAGUGAUACGGUCCUUUCAUUCAACGAACAUUCAACUAAGUCUAGAACAUGAUAUAGUGUCUAUCCCAAUAACUCAGUAUCUGUCUCUCAAUCUUUCUAGAUGAUCCAUAACGAUCAUAUUCGAUAUCCAAAACGAAUAUAUCUUUGCAUUAUUUUGAAACCAGCGCCUGAGCCUGAAGAAGUUGAGAGCUUCUCUCCCUAAACCUUACACGGUUUAGGCUCUUCUUCUCACGGAUUUCACCAUUUCCGUUCGAUUCUCUUGGUUUGAGCUUGGAUUCCGGCCAUAAUACCUCCUCCUUUCUCUUGGUUGUAUUAUUCCCGGAGUUUGAGCUUCUUUUUGGGAGUUUUGAGCUAAGAACGAACUUUUUCCUCAUCGCUAACACUGUUCACCGAAGAAGGUCAACGCCUCCACACGUCGCUCCUCUUGCUCAAACUUGGAUUUGGAGGUUGUUCUAGCUUCGCCUAGGAGUGGGGAUUAACUUUCUACAACUUUUUUCAUCAUCAAGAAACUUUGGAUUUUCGUCAUCUUCCCCAACGGUCACAAACUCCAUUGGUACGGAUUUCUAGCUCAUGUUUUCUUUUGAGGGGGUUGCUGCCGUCUAGCUUCCCCUUCUUCUAGCAAUGGUUACCAAGAAGAAGAAAGAAACUCCUCUCCCCUUGAAGGCUUCUUCUCGGCUUAAGGCCAAAGCCCAAGGGAAGGAAAUCGAUGAAGCGGUCGAGGAACUCGCACAACAACAACUAACUACGGCAACUACUUCCAAAGAUGCUACAAUAUCUCUUACUUCGGAUUCUUUGCAAACCGAGGUAAUUCCCAACACCUUUGAUGAUAUUGUUGAUAAUGCAAGUGUGACCGAGGUUGUUGAUGGAAUGGAGGAUAAUAUUUCGAUUGAUGGCUCAAUUGAUCCAAUUGAAACUUUAAGUGUUGAAGAAGAACGAGAAUACAUUGUUGACCCUUCGGUGAAGGAUAUUUUGGACCAAGAACACAUUGAUUCCUUGGUUGUGUCUAAUGCCGAACCUGACCCGGACAUUGCAAUUGUUAACACAAUGGCCGCGGCAUCUACUACACCAAUUGAUGAGGCACCUACUUCUCAUGCCGCGACAUCCACUCUUGCACCUACUACUCAUGCCGCGGCAUCUCCUCCGAAUGCUAAUGGGACAUCAAAAUGGGGUCAGCCCGGGACUAAGCCUUCCUUUGUCUCACUCUUCAAGGAUAAUAGGCAACCUGACAAAGGCAUGAAACUACACUACAUCGAGCCUAAAGGAGACAUCAUUGAUCUUACUACCCGGAACCUAUCUUCCAUGGUGCAAAUUUGGGGACAUUGUCUUGUUGCCUAUUUUGAUGGAAGGUUCCCCGGGUUGACAAAAAUCCAUGCUAUGACCCAAAAAUGGGGUGUACCGUGUAGAGUCAGGUCUCAUGACAAGGGUUGGGUCAUAUUCAAGUUCCAAAAUGAUGAAGAUCGAUCAAAAGUUCUUAUGGAAGGCCCCUACUCCUUGUUUGGGAAAACCUUCCAUCUAAAACCUCUUUCCGAGGACUUUUCCAUUGAUGAUGAAGAAUUCUUGAAAGUUCCCAUUUGGGUCCAAUUUCCUCACCUACCAAUGAGAAUUUGGGAGGAGGAAAUCAUAAGUGAAGUUGCCUCAAGAGUUGGAGUUCCAUUGACCACGGAUAGGGUUACUCUUGAAAAAGCAAGGUCCUCCUUUGCACGAGUCCUAAUAGAGGUGGAUGCUUCCAAGGCCCCCCCUCUCUUGAUUCCUAUUCGGCUACCAAAUGGGAGGCUACACAAACAAAGGGUGAGGUACGAAACCUUUCCAAACUAUUGCUUUCAUUGCAAGUGUUUCGGUCACCAUGCUUUCACUUGCAAGGUUAUUGCCCAAAUUGAAAAAGAAGAAAUGGAGAUUGCAAGGAAGAAAAAUGUGCUUGAGACCGAGGAGGAGGAAGUUGAGGUGGGAACCAAUCCAACAAUUGAAGAGCCCGUGACUAACAUUGGUAUUGAACAUGAUAAAGGGAAAGAGAAGCUUGUCAAUGAUUAUGAGGCCCCAAAAAUUGAUCAUCCUUUCUUCAAGAAGUUACGGUUCUCCAAGAAUAGCAAAAAGAAACCAAGAAGAGGGGAGAUAACCACAUCUUCACUCCUAGACGACCAAACUGAUUUGCAAACCUCUCGGGUGGUUAGAAACUUUCAUGAUGUAUACCAAGAUGAGGUGAUCUUUGAUAUGGAUCCGGAUGAGUACCUUACACCUACUAUUAAGGUGAAACAAAUUGACGAAAUGGAUAAAGAAGCUACCAUAAUCAAGAUUGACCACAACCUUAAGGUGGUCAAUGAUAAUGAACCCGGUAUGUUCUUUACCAAAGAUUGCUUGGAAGGUCUCCCUGAAAUUACUCACACCAAGGAAGGCUAUACUUAUGGCUCGGUAUUCAUGAGGAGUGUUUAUAGACAUUUCCUAUGUAGAUUCUUCGAAGAUGGUUGCCCUAGGGGAAAUGCUUGCAAAGUGAAGAACCCAAAGAAGAUGGAUCUUACCAAAAGCCGUGUGAUCUAUGAUAUUAGGGAAGCAUAUCUUGAUGACGUUAUUACUAAACUUGGGGUGGACCAAGAUAAUCGGCCAUGCAUCCAUGUCUCGCAUGUUGAUGAAGUCAAGGAGGGGAUGACAAGAUUGGACAACUAUUUGAAUGUAACACAAGAUGGCCAAACCAUGGGGCUGAAUUUUACUACUCUUUGCCUUAAAAAGCUGCCGGGAGUCAUUGCUAACGAGGAGGGGUAUGAGUUCACCUCUUUCUUUGUUCAAUAUAUAUAUGAUUUCCUUUUUCUUGCUAGGUACAAACCGAGGGGCAAAACAGUGGACAACGAGGCCAAAAAGGCCAAAAAGGGGAGAUCUUUCUAAUCCUUUUUAUGUUUUUAGCAGCAUGGAAUGUCCGAGGCCUUAAUAAGGUGAGGAAUUGGACUCCUAUGUGGAUUGAUGGAUUGCAUGCGAUUGAGAGCGAAUUAGAAGAUGCCUUAGUCAAAUUUAGUCUUGAAAUAAACACUUAUUUUUUUCUUUUUGGUUUUAGUUGCCUGUGCAUCCGGUUGAGAGAUGACCGGGUGUGGCGGUAACACCCAUUUCCUAUUUUAGACUUCCACUGUAAUUCUUCAACUCUUUGAUGAAUGAAUAAAGUAUUCCUUUGAAU
Cuscuta europaea is the source of this 3237-nucleotide messenger RNA. The record is from the annotation of a GenBank genome assembly. Lineage: Eukaryota; Viridiplantae; Streptophyta; Magnoliopsida; Solanales; Convolvulaceae.